CCCCGGCCGGCCCCACCCGGCCAGCGGGCAGGUCAGGGUCCUCUGUACGCAGGAGAAGCGGCGGCUACAAGAGGAGAUACGCGCGGCGCGCCGCGAGCUGGAGGAAGAGAAACUCCGCGUGGAGCGGCUCAAGAGGAAGUCUCUCCGGGAACGCUGGCUAAUGGACGGGGCAGCUGAGGAGCCAGAGCGGCCCCAGGACCCCACCUCACAGGACCCCCAGUCACCUGAAGACCAAGCUCAGGCCCGCAUCCGGAACCUGGAAGACAGCUUGUUCACACUCCAAUCCCAGCUGCAGCUGCUGCAGAGUGCGUCCACAGGUGCCCAGCACAAGCCCUCAGGCAGGCCCACCUGGCGACGACAGGGUCACCGUCCUCUCUCCCAACCCAGCGUGGAGUCAGGUCCUGCAGGCCAGACUGGUCUAAACAAGAGAGCCUCCUUGCCAGCCGGACCGCUGGGCACAUACCUGGAGUCCCCCUCCGAGCCCAGAACUGAGGCUGCCGGGGUUCCAGCAGCCCCGAGGCAGGUCCCUGGGGCAGCAGGAACCUCCUCAGAAGCCAAUGGCCCCUGCCCUGGAUCCAGCCUCCCUCUGGAGCAGGAGCCGAGUCAGGGGGUGGUGGCACCUGAGGGGGCAGUGAAUGAGGCCAAAGCAGGAGGCAUGGUGAAGGUGGUGUGGGAGGGGCUGAGGGCCACGGAGGACUGUGCCGUCGGGGCCACAGGCUUGGAGCUGGAGGCUAAGGUGGAGGAGAUGGUAUUGGAGGCCAUCGGGGACAGGCAGGAGGCCAGCCGUCCAGAGCUCCCCUCGUGGGUCAAGGAGGACAGGGCCAUCGUGGAGGUGGUCUGGGAGGGGGUGGCGGGUACAGAGGGCAGUGACUUGGAGGCCAUGGCGGAGGCAGGCAGGGGCCCAGAGGCCUUGCAGACCAGCUCCCUGGGGCUCCAGGAGGGAUCGGGGGGAGCAGAUCCUGGAGCAGGUGCCCCCAGAAGCAGCCCUGAUGGUGAUGGGCAGGGGGUCUUUGGAGGAGAGGAGGGGUCCUUCAUUUGGGUGGAGAGAGUGACCCUCAGUGAGGAAUGGGAGGAGCUGGAGGUGGAGGGGUUGGAAGGGCCAAAGGCCCUGGGAAGGGAGGAAGAGGAUGAGCGUCCACGGGGGGCAGAGGGCACAGGCAAGGAGGAAACGUGGGAGGCGGAGAGGAGGCGGGCGGAAGGACCUGAAGGUGCAGAGAAGAGAGGCAGUGAGGGAAAGGCAGGCACGGAUCCAGAAGGAGCAGAGAUGUCACUGGCGGCAGAGGGGAAAGGAAGCCAGGAAUCCUUGGAGCCAGAGAGAAGAGGUGAGGAACACGUGGAAACAGAGAUGGGAGGAGGUGAUGAACCAUUGUCGGCAGAAAGGAAAGAAGCUGAGGGACCUCGGGGGGCAGAGAGGGGAAGAGAUGAGAAGCCAUUGGGAGUAGAGCAGAACGGAGGUGAGGAAGAGCUAGAGGCAAGCCAAGAACCAGAGGCAGCAGAGAGAAAAGGGGAGGAGUCACUGACGGCAGAGAGAAUAGGAGGUGAGAAGCCAUUGGAGGAAAAGGAAAAAGUAGAUGAGAGGGCAGAGAGAAUGGGAGACGAAGAGCCCUUGGAGGCAGAGAAAACAGGAGACGAGAAAUCACAGAAGGUAGCAGGACCGGGAGGUCAAGAGCCACUGGAGGCAGAGAAAACAGAAGAUGAGAAAUCACAGAAGGUAGAGAGAAUGGGAGGUGAGGAGCCAUUGGAGGCAGCGAAGACAAGAGAUGAGAAAUCACAGAAGGUAGAGAGAGCCGGAGGUGAGGAGCCAUCAGAGGUGGAGAAAAAUGAAGAUGAGGACUCGCUGAAGGCAGAGAGAACCGGGGGUGAGGAGCCAUUGCAGACAGAGAAGACUCAGGGGGUAGGGGAAGAGCAGAGAGAGUCAGAAGAAGAAAAGGAAUGUCAGGCAGAGAAAGUGAGUGAGGCAGGGGCUCCCUCAGAAGCCAAGGAGGUGCCAAGGCCGGAGGAUGAAGGACAGCAGCCCCAGGAGAAGCAGGAAGGCUCCCCAGAAGCAGAAGUGGAAGCAGCGAAGCCCCAAACUCCUGCUGAGGGCCAGGACCCCACUGGAGAUGCCACCCCACUCCUGGCAGAGACGUCAGCUCAGGAUCAGCCUGCUGAGUGCCAGCCACUGCUGCAGAUGGAGGGGCCCAGGGCCAACCCCAGUGCCCGCCCCGUGCCCACUUAUGCGCCUGCCCGGCAGCUGGAGCCAUCUGCCCCUCCGGAAGGUGAAGAGGCUAGCAGCCCUAAGCAGAAGACAUGCCAGUGUUGUGCGGUUAUGUGAGCUCAUGCCCUCCACCCACUCCCAGCUCCUCUCACAGCUACCUCGGCCUCUUGGCAUCCAGCAGGCAGUCCCAGGCGCAGACGGGGCACCGGACUGACCAUGGCACCUGGGAGCCCGUUGGUGUACACGUUCCACCUCCACCUGGGCUUCUGGACCCCUCACCCGCUGCCUGUGACCUGGCCCUCUUCUGUGACAAAGCUUUUUAUACUUGAAAAUAAAAUGCUAAGCAUUCGGA
This is a messenger RNA of Dama dama (fallow deer), 2549 nucleotides long. It is a transcript of the gene PALM3, whose product is annotated as paralemmin 3. Gene Ontology annotation, biological process: negative regulation of cytokine-mediated signaling pathway; response to lipopolysaccharide; Toll signaling pathway. Lineage: Eukaryota; Metazoa; Chordata; Mammalia; Artiodactyla; Cervidae. The transcript has 5 exons. The coding region runs from base 161 to 2314 and encodes 717 amino acids. The record is from RefSeq and is a predicted model, not a curated record.